Messenger RNA from Cottoperca gobio, 1916 nucleotides. RefSeq names its product PDZ domain containing 11 (gene pdzd11). The transcript has 6 exons. Gene Ontology annotation, molecular function: protein binding. The coding region runs from base 149 to 577 and encodes 142 amino acids. The record is from RefSeq and is a predicted model, not a curated record. Lineage: Eukaryota; Metazoa; Chordata; Actinopteri; Perciformes; Bovichtidae.
CAUUCCUCAUCCAUCUAUAAAAGAUGCCAUCUCUUUCGGUUGUUGGUGCAAUACCAAAGCUGUGCAAAUUAGUCUAAAGAAGAAGAAUAAAGAAGACUUUAUUAGAAAAUGUCUUUUAUUGCAGUAUUUCAAGGUGCUUUCAUAAAGAAUGGAUCAGAAAAUACCUUACGAUGAUUACCAGCUCCCAGUGGUAUUCCUGCCUUCUUAUGAGAACCCACCCGCAUGGAUCGCCCCGCAGGAGCGGAUUAAUCACCCCGACUACAACAAUGAGCUCACCCAGUUCCUGCCUCGUACCAUUGUACUGAAGAAACCUCCAGGAGCACAGCUGGGCUUCAACAUCCGUGGUGGCAAGGCUUCACAGUUGGGGAUCUUCAUAUCCAAGGUGGUGCCAGACUCAGAUGCCCACAGAGCAGGGCUGCAAGAGGGAGACCAGGUUCUUUCUGUGAAUGAGGUUGAUUUCCAAGACAUUGAGCACUCGAGGGCUGUGGAGAUUCUGAAGACUGCGCGAGAGAUUCUGAUGAGGGUUCGCUUCUUUCCUUACAACUACCAAAGGCAGAAGGAGAGGACUGUACAUUAGGUGGCAGCAAAGAGACAUCCGCGUCACUGCUCGUCAUCACCCUCCUCCUACAAACUCUGGCCUCCAUUCUGUUGUCUCAGCUUCAAGAUGACUGAUGUAUGACUAACAGCCUCAUUCAAAGUCCUCCAUGUAAGGACAAUAUAUACUCUGUUUCUCUCUCAGCCAGAUAUCUGAGCACUCCCUAAUCUGCUGUGAUGCACGAUGAUUCCUACUCCCUUCAGGAUGUAUCCACAGGAAGUUAUAGUACAAGCAGAAGCUUAACACACAUUUCACACUAUAAACGAUGGAACUGAGACAUAUUUUUCUAGUCAAGCUUAACAUUUAUAAACCAUGUAUUCGCUUUUCCUCAAGUCCUAUAAUUAGAAGUUUCUACUGUAGUCUUAAGACAUGUAUUUGAGUACAGAGUAGCACUUGGUAACACUGAUAUAAAGACGCAUACAGACGCACUUGGUUGCUAGUUUAUUAGGAACACCUAGCUGAAGCUAAUGCAGUCCAAUAAUUCAACCAUCAUGAAAGGAAUAAUGUUCAUUUAAUCAUUUAAACUCAAGAACCACUUACUAGCUUUUCCUGGAGCUUUCAACGGCAUAUCCUGGUUCUAAUGUCUUCUUACUUGCAACCGAGUGCACGUACAUGUAACAAAUGUACAUCUGACGUCACAGAGACGUAUUGUAAGAGCAAAUGAUGGUGCAAGACUUCUGGUAAAUAUCACUGAUCUAAAUAUCACUGUGAAUAUACUGUACAUCCAGUUUUUAAAUAUUUAACGUGUUAUGAAAUAUUAAGUUGUGUAAAUAUAUUUCAGCUGACUGCUAUUGUGAACCAAACAUUACUUAAAUACUGUCUUUGUUUGUUUCUUUGACAUUUCACACUUGGGUUUUAGACAACCUGCUUCUGGGCUGAAUGAUAAUUAAUUAAUGUAUGAAAUGUAUAUUUGAGGUGCCAUACUGUUGACAAGUAUAACUUCUAACAUGCAGUGACAGUGCAUGAUAACAGCACAUUGCAUGUUGGUAUAAUGGUAAAGCCUGUGAUUGGGUGUUUAUCUGUGUGCAGUUAUCAGGAUCUGAGGAAUACUACUUUUAUCAUUUUGGCCUCUGCGUUUCAAGACGUACUCGUCAGCAGAUUCAAGAUUUCGACGUGAACUAAAACUUGCACACAUUCAAACAUUUCUAGAAAACAGUGGAAUACCUCCGGAUGUUACUGCCGUAUGCUCGGAUACAUUAAGUUUAAAUACCUGCCUGUUGCAUCAACACUUCUUUUUCUACACUAAUAUUUUUCAUUAAAAAAAAAAAAAAGGAAUCACUUUAUUUUCCAUCUGAUCUUAAAUUGUUUCUCAGCACGACUU